Molecule: messenger RNA, 1110 nt
Organism: Lachancea meyersii CBS 8951
Lineage: Eukaryota; Fungi; Ascomycota; Saccharomycetes; Saccharomycetales; Saccharomycetaceae
Source: the annotation of a GenBank genome assembly
AUGAGCCGCUACGCGGAACUUAGCAACCUCUCAGUGAGCGUGCAACAGAUAGAAAACUGCGCGUUCUCCCGAUGGUACCAUCUUUUCCAUGGAUCGACGCCCAAGGCGGAAAUCAUCAAACCAGUGCCAGCGGGUUUUAUGGAGUAUCUAGAGCAAGAUGGCAUUCGAUUGCCCAAUGAUAGCAAUUUCAAACAGUCAUCGUACUUCCAGGACGUCCAAGAAACGGAGGACAAUGAGUAUAGCGACUGGGAACAAGAAGAAAACGAAAACGAAAACGAAAACGGCGGCGAGGUGAUGGCAUCGCAGCACGACACGAAAACCGAGGUGACAUCGAUGUUUCCCGACUUACACCAGAAGCUGAAAGGUCUUUUCCAGGAAAUGGGACCUCUGACGCCGAAGCUGACGUGGUCGAGUCCCAAAGACGCGACCUGGAUCCUUGCAAAUAACACUCUGAAAUGCCACGAGGUCAACGAUGUGUACUUGCUCCUCAAGGCUUCAAGCCACAUAACGCACGAUCUAGACCGGGCCUUCGAUGAAUGUUUUGACCGCGAGACGCUGAAAGAGACUCCCCAAACGUUUGGCCACGAGUUGAUUUUGCGGAAAUGGUUUGACAUCAACCCAGCGCUCGAGUUCAGGGUUUUCGUCAAGAAUUCAAAGAUCAUAGGCGUCUCCCAAAGAGAUCUCAACUUCUACGACUACCUCUUGCCCCUAGUCGACACAUUCAAGGAGCUCAUCGACGAGUUCAUCCACGAGCAGGUGAGCCAGAAAUUUCCGGACCCAUCGUACGUCUGCGACGUUUACAUACCGCGCCCCUUCCAAAAAGUCUGGCUCAUCGAUUUCAAUCCGUUUUGCAGGAAGACCGACUCUCUCAUGUUUUCAUGGCACGAACUUAUUACUGCCAAUGAGAACGAUAUAGAGGACGACUACGAGAUGCGGUUAGUGAAAGAAAAUAACGUGGCCCGUUUCGCUGGGAAGGAACACUCGGAGAGUCAGGUCCCUAAAGACGUGGCAGAUGCCAUUACGAAUCCGGAUGCCAUUAAAGAGCUGGCCUCCAAAUGGUCGGAGCUCUUGAAAAUGCAGCAAGCCGAGGACUCCAGUGAAGAGGAAUAG